AUGAAAACAAUCAUUCAACCGUUGUCGGGCGAUUGGACUCAGGUCGAAGUGAUUCGGCUUUCCACCGAAGGCGGAGGUCUCGGCUUUGGUAUCGUCGGAGGCACGAGCACCGGUGUAGUCGUGAAGACGAUCCUACCAGGAAGCCCAGCGGAUAAGCAGGUGACCAUCAAAUCAAAUCAUUGUACUUAUCAAGAUUGGCUCGAAGCCAAUCCUGGAUCCUUAGCCUAUAUGAAGUUGCCUUAUGGGAAGGCACCGGCAUAUCGUCUGGGUGGGUAA
Haemonchus placei is the source of this 276-nucleotide messenger RNA. Lineage: Eukaryota; Metazoa; Nematoda; Chromadorea; Rhabditida; Trichostrongylidae. The record is from the annotation of a GenBank genome assembly.